CACACACACACACACACACACACACAUUCACACACACACAUUCACAAGUCUUACUUCUCACCCGUUAACGUUAGACUUUAGUCACCCAGCUAGCACGGCAGAAGACGGUCGACCCUCAGCCAACUGUUGCCACCUUUUGGAGAAGAAAUCAAAAAGCACAGCCAUGGGGAAAGGAUGCAUUACAGUCACCAAGUACUUUCUAUUCCUUUUCAACCUCCUCUUCUUUAUCUUCGGAGCAGUGAUCAUGGGCUUUGGCCUGUGGGUCCUCUUUGAUAACCAGAGCUUCAUUGCUGUUCUACAGGAAUCCUCAGACACGGUGAAAGUGGCUGCCUACAUCCUCAUCGGAGUGGGUUCCUUGUCAAUGGCCAUGGGCUUCUUUGGCUGCAUAGGAGCCAUCUACGAAAUUCGUUGUCUGCUGGGUCUGUACUUCACCUGCCUCCUGCUCAUCCUCAUCGCCCAGGUCACUGCUGGAGUUCUCAUCUACUUCCAAAGAGAUCGGUUGAAAUAUGAGAUGUCCAACAUCAUUAAAGGCAUGCUAAUCAACUACACUGGUCAGAACAGCACCACAGAGCACACCUGGGACUACAUUCAGAGGACGAUGAAGUGCUGUGGAUGGACGGGUCGAGGCAACUGGUCUGAGAACAUUUUGAUCAAGAACAGCUCUCAGAACCUCUACUCCUGUUCCUGUCGCAAUGAGUCCCUGCCUGGCACGGAAAUCAAGGACGUAGGCCUGUGUGAGCACCUAUCCACAGAACUACCCAUCUAUGAAAUGGGCUGUGCAACCAGCGUGGAGAAAUGGCUCAUGGACAACUGUGGAGUUAUUCUGGGAAUCUGUGUCGGUGUGGCAGUCAUUGAGCUCCUUGGGAUGAUCCUCUCCAUGUGUCUGUGCAAGAGUGUUGUCGUGGAGGAUUAUACCAAAGUACCGAAGUACUGAGCUGAAGACAGAGCCAGCUUCACACCACACACAGAUGGAUGGACUCUUUUCAUCUCUCUCUCUCUCCUCUCUCUCUCUCUCUCUCUCUCUCUCUCUCUCUCUCUCUCUCUCUCUCCUUGUCUCACAUUCUUAUGAACACACACAAAUAAGACAGCUGUCUCCACCAUUUGAGCUUCUCCUGCCUUGACAGCUGUGCAAAUUUCUCACGGCCCACACACACACACACACACACACACACACACACACACACACACACACCUCUCAAUCAAGCUAUGACACUUGUUGGAAAUGCCUCCACAAGUAACCAUUGUUGUCUUAUGAUUUUGUCAAAAGGAGACUUUUUUGAUGUUUUGGUAAUAGUUUUUGGUGGAGGCCUGAGAAAUUUGCGGUGUGAUACUAUGCAAAUGUUCAUUUAUGUGUUGUUUUGUUUUCCUUGGCUGACCUCAAUGAAGCGCUUAACAUAGUAGUAGAGAGAGCACUUUAGUGACAUUUGCUGAGCUGAGAGCCGGAGCAUCUUCUGACUCUAGGGCAUGGAGAUGAGAGGGAGACUGAAGGGUGUGGGUGGGUGCGAGGUCGACGCACUCAAGGAUUAGUCCCACUUUGUGAUCGUGCAGCUGGUAUUUUUGGUGCAGAGGGUGGAGGAGAGGCCCAAGGCUGAGCCUGGGCAGGGCUGCUGUGGUGGAGGUUUGGGCUUCUGUCAUCAGAUACAGUUUACACCCACCGCCUCCUCCUCCCCCCUCCCUCCCUCCUGCUAUCCAUUAUCUGUUAGAGUCUCUAAAUCACGUCUCUGUCCUCUCAAGUGUGUCUGACUGGUAAAUAGUAGCUUUCCAAAAUGACUAGUUUUGCAUGAAGUAAGUGUGUGUAUGAUGUGUUGAGUGAGUAUUUUAUUUCUUAUUUUAUAUUCUCAUGUCAUCUCUGUUUUUUUUUACAACUGUGUAUAUAUAUAUGACUGGUAAGGGAUCAUGGCACUUCAGUGCUUGGUCAGCGUUUUAUAUGGGAAAGCUGUCAGCCACAUGCUGUUGUUGUAAGAGUGCUAUUGUUCUUUGUUUCCUUUCUUUUGUUCUUGAUGUACAGAAUGUGGCUGCCACAGCAGCUCGUCAGCACUAUUUUGGUCUGAAUCAGAGAAAUUGGAACCCUUAGAGUGAAUCUGUCAUCACUAAAGCUAUAUUUUAAUUUCUUUAUAACAGCAUGAGUUUGUGAACUGAUAACAUACCAUAGCGCCUGCCCCAAACAUCUUUAUUUAAGCUCCUCACACCUGCCUUCAUUUAUAAAAAUCUUGUUUUCAUCAUCAUAGCAGUAACGUGAAAAUGGCAGCUGUGUGACCACAAAGUAUUUUCCCUUCUCUGCAUGAUAGUUUGUUUUCCCAGAAGUAUUUCAGAGGCCG
Messenger RNA from Perca fluviatilis (European perch), 2318 nucleotides. It is a transcript of the gene cd82b, whose product is annotated as CD82 molecule b. The record is from RefSeq and is a predicted model, not a curated record. The transcript is spliced from 9 exons. Gene Ontology annotation, cellular component: membrane. Bases 164 to 934 code for a protein of 256 amino acids. NCBI's taxonomy places the organism in Eukaryota, Metazoa, Chordata, Actinopteri, Perciformes, Percidae.